AUGGAUCCAUCACAAAACCAUAGAUUAGCGCCGCAUCAAGGUAGACCAAGUCUUCGACUAGAUAUGCUUAUAGAAAAGAGGAAACCAGGAUGUCUACCUGUUCGAACAUUAAACUCGCGUGGGAGAUUACGAACAGCGUCAGAGUCCUCCGCUAGUAACGCUUCUCCUUAUAUGUUUGAUCAGGAAAUAAAAAUGACAGGAAACACAUUGGUUCAUAUGCCUCCACAACCAAGAGUAACAGGAAAUAUUCCUAAUACGAUGGAAAGGAGAGAGACAGGAACUUUAAUACCUCAGUCUCAACGGCUCUCGCAAAAUCUGCAAUUCGGGAGUGCUCCCUCCCAAAGUGGUUUCGCUUCCAUGUCAUCUCCUCGAAAAAUGCAACAUCCUUUCCAAAACCAACGACAAUCACCGUCUAUGGAUAGCCCCGACUUACGAUUUGGUGAUUCUCCACGAAGUGGCUCUUAUAACCAAGAGAUGCUUGAUGAUCUAAUAAUAGAUGAAAUUCUUUCGCUUGAAGACGAGCAGCGUCGCACGAGUGGCAAGACGCAGCCUAUCUCUGUCAGUUACUCAUGUGCCGAUAAUUUAACUCAACUCGGAGGUUCCAAUGCUAGACCAAUUCCUGGAGCUCAAUCAGGAGGCUCAGGUCAUUCCGGUAGUCCAAUAGCCAUCGGGGGUUCCGCAGCUUUCCGUCAAGUAGUUAGCAGUUCAGCUCCAACAUCUUCUAUGGAUAUGGAUCAGAUGAUGCUUGCAGCUCAGGAUAGUGAUAGCGAUUAUUACCGUGAUCGUCGGAAGAAGGAUAUCCACAAUAUGAUUGAGAGACGCCGACGAUAUAAUAUCAAUGACCGUAUCAAAGAAUUGGGACACAUGCUACCUAAAGGAAGCUCCGAUUCUGUUUCCAGGGAUAUGAAGUUGAAUAAGGGAACUAUUCUUAAAGCUUCUUGCGAUUACAUCCGUCAACUUCAACGAGAACGAGAAAAUCUCGCUAAAUUCCAACAACACACUAUUUCCGUAGAAAACAUGGCUAAGCAAUAUGCUGAUCGCGUUAGAGAACUCGAAGAAGUUUUGUCUCGACAGGGGAUCCAAGUGCCUCCAGGGCAACUUCCCCCACUUCCCAAGUUAGCCGAAAGACCAAUUAAACAAGAACCUGAAGAUAGCUCACCCAACCAAACACCAUGCGGAUCACUGUCAUCGUCUGGCUUUUUGGCUCAACUUUCCGAUGGAACUGCCGCAAUGCAAAUUGCAAGCCCAGCCUGUCGUGGAGGACCAAUGCCUUCCAAAUCCCAACCCGACAAUUUUUUCAACAACAGCAGCCCUUCUGAAUACGCAUCGAACAAUUGGCAACAGUUCCAGGAUUUGAUCAUGGAUGACAUAACUCCUCAUCCAAAUAAUCCACUUUUUUCUGGUGGUGACCCACUCAUUUCUCAAGCCGGAGCCCAUCCAUCCCCACACCUUGGCAGCAGUCAGAUGAGCCCAGAUAUCCAAUGGGAUCAAGCUGGCUUUUCGCCUGAUGUCCCUAACUGCAUGCAACAUCAGCAGAUGGACUAUUGA
Molecule: messenger RNA, 1548 nt
Organism: Auanema sp. JU1783
Lineage: Eukaryota; Metazoa; Nematoda; Chromadorea; Rhabditida; Rhabditidae
Source: the annotation of a GenBank genome assembly